UCCAUUUCACUGUCGAAACGAUACUGGAGCACUUUUUUUGCACACUCCUAAAGGAAAAUCCCAAAUAACGAGCACCUAGCGACUUUGUUUAAGUGCAAUAGAGGAACUGUACGAGACAGUUUGCCCGUACGCGGUGCGUUGCGGAGGGAUUUAGAUAGAAAACCCCAGUGUUGUGCAGUUGCAUUCCCUACCACUUCACUUGCGCUGGAUACGGGGAGGCUUUUACUUUUUUCAUCCAGGUUUCUGUCUCAAAACAACCGUAUUCUCGUCUAAAUCAGCUGAAGAACCUGACGGGGCGGAAGCCAUCGUCCCACAGAACAUACUAAAGGCCUGGGGAAGUCAUUAACCACCACACACUACAGGACACUGAUCUUGUCCGGUCCAGUCCAUUCGUCAGUCCCAGGGCCAGCACAGGGGGGUCGCUCCGGAGGCCAGAGCCCAUCCGGACCGGGACCCUGUGAUGUCGCACUGACUGACCCCCCCUAUCUGCGAAUGACCAGCAAGCAUCUGAGGGUGGGGCCCGCCUCAGUCUCGCAUGAUUGGCUGCUGGAUGGAAUUAAGGUGAAUGGAACACAUGCCCAAGGAGCAGGACCCUAACCUAUCAGAGGGAGAAGAGAAACUGUGGAUCGAUGGCCCGAAAAGGAAAAGAAAGAACAGUUCAUGCUCGGUGAAGAGCAUGUCUGAAAUGAAUGGAUACGGACAGACUGGGUCAGAGAGUACAGGGUACAUCCCCAGCUACCUGGAGAAGGAUGAACCGUGUGUGGUGUGUGGAGACAAGGCCACUGGCUACCACUACCGCUGCAUCACCUGUGAGGGCUGCAAGGGUUUCUUUCGGCGGACAAUUCAGAAGAACCUCCACCCCGCCUACUCCUGUAAGUACGAUGGCUGCUGCAUCAUCGACAAGAUCACCCGCAACCAGUGCCAGCUGUGCCGCUUCAAGAAGUGCAUCGCAGUGGGCAUGGCCAUGGACCUCGUCCUGGACGACUCUAAGCGGGUGGCCAAGCGGCGUCUGAUCGAGGAGAACCGGGAGAAGAGGAAGAAGGAGGAGAUGGUGAAGACUCUGCAGAACCGGCCGGAGCCCACCGGCUCAGAGUGGGAGCUGAUCCGCAUGCUGACCGAGGCCCACCGUCACACCAACGCACAGGGCUCCCACUGGAAACAGAAACGCAAGUUCCUGCCGGAGGACAUAGGUCAGUCUCCCGUGGCCCCCACGUCGGACGGAGACAAGGUGGACCUGGAGGCCUUCAGUGAGUUCACCAAGAUUAUCACCCCCGCCAUCACCCGCGUCGUCGACUUUGCCAAAAAACUUCCCAUGUUCUCGGGGCUGCCUUGUGAGGACCAGAUCAUCCUAUUAAAAGGCUGCUGUAUGGAGAUCAUGUCGCUACGCGCCGCCGUGCGUUACGACGCAGAGAGCGAGACGCUGACCCUGAGCGGCGAGAUGGCGGUCAAGCGGGAGCAGCUGAAGAACGGCGGCUUGGGCGUGGUGUCGGACGCCAUCUUCGACCUGGGCAAGAGCCUGGCGCAGUUCAAUCUGGACGACACGGAGGUGGCGCUGCUGCAGGCUGUGCUGCUCAUGAGCUCAGACCGCUCGGGCCUCACGAGCAGUGACAAGAUCGAGAAGUGCCAGGAGACCUACCUGCUGGCGUUUGAACACUACAUCAACUACCGCAAACACAACAUUCCCCACUUCUGGCCCAAGCUGCUGAUGAAGGUGACGGACCUGCGUAUGAUCGGGGCGUGCCACGCCAGCCGCUUCCUCCACAUGAAGGUGGAGUGCCCAACUGAACUUUUCCCCCCGCUCUUCCUGGAGGUCUUCGAGGACCAGGAAGUGUGAGUGGCGCCCCCCCUGCUGCCGAAUAGUAGUGGGGCGACUUGGGAAAGGAAUGGCAGUUUUUCUGGAGCGGGGAAGGGUUUUGGCAGGACUUGUGUUUCUCCGACAUUUACGUGGUAAACAACAAACAACAGGCAACAACCACACACCAGCAGCAGGAGUCAAACAAACAAUGAUUUUUGCUUUUAACCAACCACCUCUUCAUACCCGUUUUGGGGAAUCAGUUUGGCGGCCCUCCCUGUCUGAGCAGUCUUAUCCAGUGGGAGUUGCAUCCCUUUGCCAAGGAACGCGCACACACACACACACUCUGGGUCCCUUCCCAGAUCCCUAUUGGAGGCACCUCAUUUGUCACUCGCCACUAGAUGGUGGUCCUCACAGCUUUGCACCUGUUUGACAUGAUAGCAACCAUGUUUUAAACUGGUCCGCUAAUUUCAGUCUCAGAAUUAGUGUAAAACAAUAAUUCAGGAGACGCUGUCACACACAAACAGAGGUCCUGAGCGUGUGCCGUAUAGCGUCUACCGUAGAGCAAAGCGACCAGUACCUACUAUCACCUCCCAAUGCAACUGAGCCAUGAACGUGAUCAUGUUUGAAACAAGUCAGGUGCUAUAUUUAUAAGUCUCCUUUAUUUGUCUGAAAUGUGUAAAACUACAGACCAUGGCUCCGUAUCUACCUUCAGUUCUGUCAUUAGGCCGGUUCCUGUGACACACACACACACACACACACACACACACACUGGGCAGACGUGCCUUGUCAUUGCCUGUGCUGCUGGUGCCCUCUUAUGAAUGACAAUUGAGCCCUUCUCUCUCCAAGGAAAGUCAUCGCAGUGAAGGAAAGAGGGGAAGAUGGAAGGGGGCCCACUGACAGGAGAGUUCUCAGAGGAGUAAGAGUGAAAGAGAAGAGGGGAGGAAUAGGAUGAGAGAGAGAGAGUUAAAUCGCUGGCAAGUAGAUUCAGUGGCUGGAGACUGAACAGUAUCCAUAUAGACCCCUGUCUGAAUAGCAGUGAACAAGGCAGGCAACUCAUGUCUCUCACACACACACACACACACACACACACAUCCUCACCUCAGAAACUCAAAUGCCAUGUUUACUGUGCACAUUGCAGUGAUGUAGCCCUGACCUGCAGGGUAAAUUAGUCCAAGUCUGCGCCUGUGUGACUCAGCUCAGUAUGGCCCCUCCAAGCUUCCAUACUCAGUUGUUAGUGUAGCGGUCACUGAGAAAGGGCAAGGUCAAUGACGUCUGCCAUUUACCUCAAAGUGGGCACACCUUCAAGGCUGGGGCGCCGCCAUUGCUCCUGUGCCAACAGGCUCUACCUCACCUCUGGACACAGGGCAGCAGUCUCCAGCCUCCUCACCCACCCAUCUACCCACACACACACACACACACACACACACACACACACACACACACACUCAUAAGGAUACUCAACAAACACACAUAGGUGCAUGUGCCUGGGUGGAAACUCAUAGGCACACAUACAUUAAGACGAAUCCGUCAAACACACAAUCUCAGUACUACCACUCAGUUGAAAUGAAAUACCACUGAAGACAGGAGGGCCUGCCCUUCCCUAUGGGGAUCUCAUUGGUUUCACUGAUUUCGCUCCUCUUUUUCGGGGAACGGUAACCAUUACGUUCGGCUUUUCUCUUUUUUUUUGUUAUGCGGGACCAAGUGUCACUAUUCGAAUUUGGAGUCCCUUAUUUUUUUCCUUCAGUUGAAACAGAAGCCAAUCAAUCAGACGACGGAGGAAAUUGCAUGUACAGUCCGGCCGUCGCUCUGGAAGAGGAUUGGCCGGAGGAGCGAUACACCGCGAGCGAGCGGAGAACCACGAGGUGACCAGGCCGUAGACGGGGCGGGUUUAGCACUGUUGAGGGGGGAAAAAAGUUCAAAGAGACAACCGAUUUUGAUUGAACGCUAAGCAGUAGCUUGUGAACGACUGAACGAGGUGGCGGGAGGGAUGAACGGAUGGAUGCGUUUCAGCAUUCCCGGGAGCAUGUGGAGGAAUGCGUGAGGACAUGGAGCCGAGCGGUGAGUGGGAUCAGGAUGGCGGGUACUCAUAGCAGAAGGCCAAGCCUAACUGCAGCAACCUCAACCGCCGUAGUUGGAAUCAACCCGAAAUCGACUGUUACCGGACUUCAGAGCACUCUAGUGGAGCAGCCAGAGCCCCCUCACACUACUGCAGUAGUCCCAACCCCUCUCUCCACCCUCAUCAGCAACUAUACAACCCCUACUCCUCAAACCUAGCCCCAAGUCAUUUGUCAGGCAUGCCCCCUCCUCUGAAAGUCCUGGCCUACUCUGUAUAACAUAGGCCACUGGGACAGGGCUCCCAACCAACCGUGUCACAUUUUCAGUAUUAAACCAACAGCCCUCCUCCCCAACCCUCAUCCACUCUGGGCUGGAGACGUCCCUGGGUGAGGGAGGGAUGGUCCGGGGUCUGUUUGUCACUCAUACACUCUCCUCUCAGCAUUGGUCUCCAAGUCUACCCAGAUCCAGCCCCAGUACAUACUCCUUCCCCUGCCCAACCACCCAUUCACCCAACUCAAUGUUAGAAGGCCAACGGUAGGUCUGAAAAAUGUACACCCAAACUGAAUCCAUGCCUCUCCCUUGUGAGACAAGGCUGGCCAUAACCGCUCACUUAGAGCGGCGUUACCGAAUGAAUGUGAACGCAAAGCAGCAGUGGGAGCGAGUGAACGAGAGAGUGUAAGGGAGUGGGACAGAAAGAAGGUGGGGGCAUCAGCCCUUCCUUCCGUCCUUCGUAUGGCGUGGGUUCGAGGGGGAUCGUCGCCCGUUGUCAAAGCACCGUUAUGAACUCAGAGGACGGGGAGAUGAUCAGGUGGUCUCCCCCUUAACGCCCUCAUUGAGACAUGAGUCCCCACCUUCGGCUCUCCGUAAAGGAGAGACACCAACUUUCACAUGGAGACGAUCGGCAACAGAAACAGAACCACCAUUCAAUGGAUGCGGGUAUGAAACUCCAAGCUUCGUUGACAAAGAACCAGUGUAAAUGACAGAAAAAAAGGUCCUUAGUUCUUGUGAGCCUAUUGGGUGUGUGUGUGAAAUGGUUGGUUGAAAUGCUGCUUUUACCUUCGGAGUUGAAUUUCUAUUGAGAAAGAAAUAUAUGAUGAUAAUGAUUAUGAACCCAGAAAAGUGAAAUGAGACAAAUGUGACUUUAAAAAGACUCCUGAACAAAAGUUAAACGCUUGGAGAUCUUUUUCCCGUCAUUUUAUCUCAAUUUUUUUUUUUUGAUGAUGUUUAUGUAUUUUUUUUGUUACGCUUAAACUGCUUUGCGUAAAAGAAAAAAAAAGAACAGCCGUGGUCACUUUUGACCAUGCGUGCAGCGUAACGUAGACAUUUCACAUCACCUAUAGUUUGUGUUGAUAAGCCAACUGUUCUGUUGUCUGUGCAUCUGUCUGAUUGUCCGUCCCUUUUUUCAGGAGGAAUUUUCAACAAACAAAAAACAGGAAUAUUCUUUAUAUAUAUAUAUAUAUAUAUAUAUGUUGUUUCCUUUUUUUAUGAAAGAAGACUUUGAAAAAAAAAAUCACAAACAGGAAAAAAUAAUGCAACCGAAAUUGAAACACAAUCUUCUCAUACCUCGCAUAACACAAAACUCAAAACGGAACUUGGGAGGAGUGAUGAUUCACAGGCACAUGUGGAAGUGCGUAAAUGCAUUAAAAAGAGAACAUUGAGGUAUAUAUGUGCUUGUGGCGUGUACGCAUCUGUAGCGAUUACAAAAAGACUCAACCACAAGCCUUGGCGCUCGCUACCUAUUCAAUUGGUUCUAGGAAGAUUGUGGACACGACAUAAGUAAAGUCUCGCACCAUCAACAGGUGCUGAAAUGGAUUGCUGGCAGUUGGCCCCUCCCAGGUGUAUCCACCACCAUAGAUAGUGAAGUCAAAUGUGAAUGGCC
This is a messenger RNA of Salvelinus namaycush (lake trout), 5729 nucleotides long. Its product is annotated as thyroid hormone receptor alpha-like. NCBI's taxonomy places the organism in Eukaryota, Metazoa, Chordata, Actinopteri, Salmoniformes, Salmonidae. Gene Ontology annotation, molecular function: nuclear receptor activity; zinc ion binding; RNA polymerase II cis-regulatory region sequence-specific DNA binding. The record is from RefSeq and is a predicted model, not a curated record. Bases 566 to 1834 code for a protein of 422 amino acids. Gene Ontology annotation, biological process: positive regulation of transcription by RNA polymerase II; cell differentiation; negative regulation of transcription by RNA polymerase II. The transcript has 11 exons.